AUGCCCGCAGAAGCUAUAAAAUACGUUACCAAGGUCGACUUGGAUAAGCCCGGAGGAGAACAGCCACAGGUCCACAAUAGAUGGCACCCUGAUGUUCCAUCUACUGUGACUAUCAAGCCUGGAGAGGUUGUAAAGGCUGAGUGUUUGGACUGGACAGGAAACCAGAUCGGGAACAAUGACAGUGCUGACGAUUUGCGCCAUGUGGACUUGACCCGGAUUCACUAUUUAUCUGGACCUUACAAUAUCGAAGGAGCCAAACCUGGGGAUGCUUUGGUUGUGGAAAUCAAGGAUGUGCAGCCUUUGGAGAGACAGCCAUGGGGUUACUGUGGUGUUUUCCACAAGCAAAACGGUGGAGGUUUUUUGGAUAAGUUCUAUGGCGAAUGUGCCAAGGCCAUCUUCGACUUUCACGGUAUCCAUGCUACCUCAAGACACAUUCCCCACGUCAAGUUCACGGGAUUGGUGCACCCAGGUAUCAUGGGAACCGCUCCAUCAAUGGAAGUUUUGGAGGAGUGGAAUGCUAGGGAAAAGAAAUUGGUUGAUGAUAUCCAGGGUCAGCACGACACCGCUGUUGCUCAAUUGCCCCAAACCAAAGGUGCUAAUAGCGGGCAGGCUACUGGUGACUUGAAGGAAAGGAUCGCCAAAGAAGGGGCAAGAACAAUUCCCGGCCGGCCUGAACACGGAGGCAAUUGCGAUAUCAAGAACCUCUCUCGUGGCUCAAAAUGCUACUUCCCAGUGUACGUCGAGGGUGCCAAGUUCUCGAUUGGCGAUUUGCACUUCUCUCAGGGCGACGGAGAAAUCUCCUUUUGUGGAGCAAUUGAAAUGGCUGGCCUCGUCACGCUCUCGUUCUCCAUCAUCAAGGACGGAACCAAGAAGUUGUCCUUGAAGAGCCCCUUGUUCAUGCCAGGUGAUGUUCAGAACCAGUAUGGACCUGCCAGAUACCUCACAUUCGAAGGUUUUUCCGUUGACGAAACAGGCAAGCAGCACCAUUUGUGUGCAAAUACAGCAUACCGCCAGGCAUGCGUCAGAGUCAUCGAAUACUUGAGAAGGUUUGGCUACAACGACUAUCAGAUUUAUUUGAUUUUGUCUUCUGCACCCAUCGAAGGUCACUUGGCCGGUGUUGUCGACGUCCCAAACGCCUGCACUACCCUUGGCCUUCCUAUGGACAUCUUCGAUUUUGACAUUUCUCCCGAGGCCGAGAUUCAGAAGAGGGAUAUGGGCAACUGUGCUUUUGUGCUGGGUACCGACCACCCAGUUCAUUUUGACUACGACUCAUUGAAAUAG
This is a messenger RNA of Candidozyma duobushaemuli, 1281 nucleotides long. RefSeq lists its product as uncharacterized. The record is from RefSeq and is a predicted model, not a curated record. The coding region runs from base 1 to 1281 and encodes 426 amino acids. Gene Ontology annotation, molecular function: hydrolase activity, acting on carbon-nitrogen (but not peptide) bonds, in linear amides. The transcript has a single exon. Lineage: Eukaryota; Fungi; Ascomycota; Pichiomycetes; Serinales; Metschnikowiaceae.